AUGUCCAUUAACCACAGUAGGAAGGCGGAGUUGGAGGCCAAGAAGGCCCGUUUGGAGGAGUUAAGAAAACAGAGGCUUGAGAGGACGGGAAAAACAAGCUCAAUCCCUGUUGCCUCUCAAAGCAUAAGUUCUGUUGACGUUUUGGUAGACAAAAUACUUCAGGAUAGGACCCAAGAUUCUAAUGAAAAAAGUCGACCAAGUCAGCCUUAUAAGGAAGCUUCCACACAAGUUGAUAACCUCCCAGAGCAACUUGAAAUCAAGCAUGAUAUCCCUGUUGUAGAGGAGAGAAUUAUCUUUAAUAAAUCAGUCCAGACGGAGGACAUUGAUUGGGAGGUGUCUGAGAAUGGCUAUUUCCAUAGAGGUCAAGGUCCACAGCAGGGCCAACAUUUACAGCAAAACAAUUCUGAAUCUCCACAAUUACUGGUACCAUCAGAUCAGAUAUCUGACCCUGAAAUUGAAGAAGAACGUCCGUUCGAUCCUAAACUGACAGAAGAAACAGAAGAGGAUGACCCGUUGGUAUCUAGUCUCGCCAACUCUCUAAGAAUUGCAGAAGAAACGCUACAAAAGAAGUCAAAUAAAGACAAAAGUUCCGCUGAAAAUGAUGAAUUAGUUCAAAAAUUACAAUCUCACGACCUGAUUGUUGAUUUAGAGCUUUUCGAUCAAGAACUGACCGAAUCUAGAUCAAUCUUAUCAAUAAAUUGGUCACCACACAAUCCAGCAUUAAUCGCAGUGUCCUAUGCACCGGCAUCAAAUUCAAUCAACUCCCAAGGAAUGGUCAUUCUUUGGAAUAUAAAGUCCGCCAACGCGCCAGAGACUAUUUUGAAGUAUACAUCUCCUGUUUCCUGCGUCCAGUUUGCCAAGCACGCAUCCAAUAUCAUAAUAGGGGGAACUGUUGACGGAAGGCUUUGUAUAUGGGACUUGAAAAAUUUGGAUUUGUCUCAUUACCCAACACAAAUAUCGAUAAGCGACCCAUCAUCUGGAUUGUACACUGGUUCGAUCACACAGAUUGUGGAAAUUUCCAGUCGAAAGUCAUUCAAUACAACAGCAACCGAUGUGGUGACCGCUUCUGCGUCUGGGGUCAUCGCAACGUGGUCGAUACACAUGCUGUCUAGUCCGGCGUCAACUCCUAUCCGUUUAGUUGGCAAUAACUCAUCAUCAGUUCGUUCAAGCGAACCCAUACCAGCGUCUGCUAUGAUUUGCCUUCCAAGUGAUACAGGAUACUUGCUUGUAGGCUGUGAGGACGGUUUCAUUUAUCGAGUUAGAAGAUUUGAAUCCAUGGGAUUGAAAGCUGGGAUAGAAUCCCGUUUAAAAGCGCAUGGAAUAGGGCUAGUCACUUCGCUUUCUUUUCCUCAGCUCAAUAACUAUCCUCAUGAAACGAAUGAUUUCAGCAAAGUUUUUAUCAGUUCAGGGCUUGAUUUUUCGAUCAGACUUCAUCGAUUAACAGCACAUUCGAUCGAAGAUAAGGAUAUAGAUAGUUCGAUACUGCUGAUUCCUACCGAUUAUGUAAUUAUGGAUUUGGCAUUUAGGCCCGGUUUCCCUCUGCAGUUUGUUGCUGUAGGAAAUUCUGGCUCUGUUGAUCUUUAUGAUUUGUCAGAAAAGUCUGCUCUCCCUAUUGUAAACAUUUUCCCUUCUCAGCAAAAAGCUUCCAAGAAAGGUGACUACAUAAAGGAAACAUACGAUUCAUUCGAUGAACUUAGCGAUGUUUCCAUAGGGUUUAAUAGAGUUUCAUGGGAUUCUUCAGGUGCAUAUCUGGCUACAGCUGGGCUGGAUGGUAAAGUAUAUAUCCUGAAGUUUCAAAAUCAGCUGGCAAAAAUGGAUUCAGACUUUGACAUCGACCAUACGAGACAAGUCACAAAAUUGCAAGCAUUGAUAGCUGGAACUAUUGAUUUCUAG
This is a messenger RNA of Komagataella phaffii GS115, 1893 nucleotides long. RefSeq lists its product as hypothetical. Bases 1 to 1893 code for a protein of 630 amino acids. Lineage: Eukaryota; Fungi; Ascomycota; Pichiomycetes; Pichiales; Pichiaceae. Gene Ontology annotation, cellular component: cytoplasmic dynein complex. Gene Ontology annotation, molecular function: dynein light chain binding; dynein heavy chain binding. Gene Ontology annotation, biological process: transport along microtubule. The record is from RefSeq and is a predicted model, not a curated record. The transcript has a single exon.